AUGUCGUUCCAGCUAUACCUCCGCCCACAACCGCGGACCUUCUACCUCUUCUCCUCCACCCAUGCUCUCCUAUUCAAACAACCGGAUCAAGAUGAGCUAGAACAGGAAUUGAAUGAGAACGUCUUCCGAGCAGCAAUAUCGCGCAAAGAAGGGAACUCGGCCAUCGUCGAGUUGUUAAAUUUGGAGGAUGUCGAUCAGCGAGGUCUGAUCAAGGUGAACGCAGGGCGUUCUAUUGGGGGUCUUCUCGGUCUGCUCAGUCUACCUAUCGACACAAAUGGAUCAUCAGAAACAUUUCUCGUCCUCAUCUCAUCUUCCCUCACUCUCCCGCCUAUCAUCCCCCAGACGCAUCUGACCCCCUCCAAAGUCCUCUCGGUGGAAUUCCACUGUUUAGGUUCUUCCCUGUGGGACGACCCUACUUUAGUCCCACUCGCACCUCAACCCGGGGAAGAAGCGUUCGAGGAUGACGGGUAUUAUCAGUCCGCCUUUGCCUCCUCGAACCUCAAUAAUGGCAACCCGCGAGACCCAUAUAACUCCCCGGCGGCAGUGCCACCUCCGCUGAACCCAGCUGAAGGGAUCAAGAAGAUCUUGUCUACGGGGACCUUUUAUUUCGCCACGAAUGGCGAUUGGGAUAUGAGCAGGAGUUUGAGGGGGUGGGAUUGGAAGCGAAUGAAGCGGGAGGUAGAGGGCAAAGGAGAGGGAGAGGGGUGUUUGGAUGGGAUGGAUGAGCGGUUCGUUUGGAACCAAAACAUUUUGCAGCCGUUGUUGCACUUCCGUCAAUCCCUCUUGCCAAUGCAGCGGGCUCAUCUAGACGACCAGAAAUUCCUCGUCCCCCUCAUCCAAGGAUUCGCUGGAGCUGUGGCAAUCUCACCAUCCCGUCUAUCUGGCACUCAACAACAGCCACAAACGAGUCUCGCUUUGAUCAGUCGACUCGGCUGGAAACGCGCUGGAGCUCGAUUCCGGACCCGAGGUGUCGACGAUGAUGGCAACGUCGCCAACUUUGUCGAGACCGAGACCAUUCUCGCUAUGGACGACAUGGUCAUGAGUUUCCUCCAAGUCCGAGGGAGCGUCCCCCUCUUCUGGGAACAAGUGGGCAAUCAGACGUUUGCUCAGAAACUCCAGAUCACGCGACCUCAAGCGGCGAGCCAACCGGCUUUUGAUAAGCAUUUCUUGGAUCUGAUCGACCAUUACGGGAGUGUACACUGUAUCAACCUCCUAGGACAGGGCGAGAACGAGACGAUACUCUCGGACAUAUACAACGCCCACCUCGUCUCCCUUUCAAAUACCUUGAGGGCGUCGGAUAGGACCAUCAACCCGUUGACCGGGGAGGAAGAAGAUCUAGUCACUCUCACACCUUACGAUUUCCACGCUAAUGUGAGGGUCAGUGGACAUGAUGUUGUGAAAGAGGACUUUGGCAAGAGGAUAUCCAGUGUGAGGGAUACGCGGGAGAGGUACGGGUGGAACGUGAUCGAUAGAUCUUCGGGGGAUAUUGUCAUGCGCCAGUCUGGUGUCUUUCGAGUCAACUGUCUGGAUUGCCUGGACAGGACGAACUAUGUCGAGGAUGUCUUCUCCUCGUUGACUAUCUCCAGCUUCCUCGUCUCGCUCGGCCAUUCGACCUCGUCGGCAUACUCGACAACCGCCGCCAUCCUCUCUGCUCAUCGAGGAUUGUGGGCGGACAAUGGGGACGCCCUGUCGAAAAUCUACGCGGGUACUGGAGCACUCAACACGAGUGUCACAAGAAGUGGGAAACGGAGCUUCGCCAGUCUAAUCAGCGAUGCCAGUAAGAGCGUGGGGAGGGCGAUUCAGGCGACGUUCAAUGAUUCGGACAAGCAGGCCUCGAUCGAGCUGUUCCUGGGCAUCAUGGCCGGACAAAAGCCUGUCCGAGUUUACGAUCCGAUCUCAGAUUCGAUCCAGGCCGCUCUGACAUCGAGACUUUCCGAAUACUCUAGUCCCAAGGAAGUUUCCAUCUUUACCGGGACUUGGAACUUGUGCGGGAGGGCCUUGAGCGGAGACCUGGAGGAUUGCUACGAUCUGUAUUCGAUCGCCUUCCAGGAACUUGUUCCAUUGAAUGCGCAGCAGAUACUACAGACCGAUCCCGCGGCGAGACGCAAAUGCGAAUCCGUUCUUUCCGCGACUUUCGAACGUCAUGCUGGCAAGGACGCAUACGUCCUGCUGCGAAGCGAACAGCUGGUUGGGACCGCCAUUUUCGUCUACGUCAAGGCCGACUUGCUAUCGUCCAUCACCCGGGUUGAAGGCGCUUCCAGAAAGGCAAGUGCUGCUUGUCGCACUGGAUCGACCGGCUUGCGCGGAAUGUCCGGGAACAAGGGUGGUUGCGGUAUCCGCCUGGAUCUACAUGAUACACCUUUAUGUCUCAUGACGUGUCAUUUGGCGGCCGGCCACACCAAUGUCGCAGAACGUAAUGCGGACUUCCAUACUAUCAACAACGGGUUGGCAUUUCAGAGGGGAAGAACGAUCGCUGAUCACGAUGUGAUAAUCUGGGCGGCUGAUUGCAAUUAUCGUCUCAACCUGUCAAAUGAAGAAGUCCGGACAGCUAUUGACGGGAGGGACUUCCAGCAGCUGUGGGAAGCCGAUCAGCUUCGCUUGUCUAUGGUGCAUAAAGACGCUUUCGCUGGAUAUAUCGAGGCUCAGAUCGCUUUUCCCAUGCGUCUUAGCGAUGUCGGCACCGAUGAUUACGAUACGAGCGAGAAACAGCGCAUUCCUGCUUGGACAGACCGAAUUUUAUGGCAAGGAAAACUGCUCGAGAACAGGGACUAUACCAUUGCGAACAUCAAAACCUCCGACCAUCGUCCGGUUUACGCUACUUUCGACUUGACGGUCCAUAUCGUCAACGAGGCCAAGAAACAAAAGAUCGUGGAUGAGCUG
This is a messenger RNA of Filobasidium floriforme, 2880 nucleotides long. Its product is annotated as SacI homology domain-containing protein. Gene Ontology annotation, cellular component: cytoplasm; membrane. Gene Ontology annotation, molecular function: phosphatidylinositol-3,5-bisphosphate 5-phosphatase activity; phosphatidylinositol-4,5-bisphosphate 5-phosphatase activity. Lineage: Eukaryota; Fungi; Basidiomycota; Tremellomycetes; Filobasidiales; Filobasidiaceae. The record is from RefSeq and is a predicted model, not a curated record. The transcript is spliced from 14 exons. Gene Ontology annotation, biological process: phosphatidylinositol dephosphorylation. The annotation marks the transcript as partial.